This is a messenger RNA of Pleuronectes platessa (European plaice), 3787 nucleotides long. RefSeq names its product glutamate receptor 1. The transcript has 18 exons. NCBI's taxonomy places the organism in Eukaryota, Metazoa, Chordata, Actinopteri, Pleuronectiformes, Pleuronectidae. The record is from RefSeq and is a predicted model, not a curated record. Gene Ontology annotation, biological process: monoatomic ion transport; modulation of chemical synaptic transmission; synaptic transmission, glutamatergic. Gene Ontology annotation, cellular component: AMPA glutamate receptor complex; plasma membrane; postsynaptic membrane. Gene Ontology annotation, molecular function: AMPA glutamate receptor activity; transmitter-gated monoatomic ion channel activity involved in regulation of postsynaptic membrane potential. The coding region runs from base 16 to 2796 and encodes 926 amino acids.
GUGCCUCAGGUGGACAUGGUGGACACCGGGAGCAGCUUCGCUAUGACCUACGCCUUCUGCUCCCAGUUCUCCAAGGGCGUGUACGCCAUCAUGGGUCUGUACGACCGGAAGACGGUCAACAUGCUGAUGUCCUUCUGCGGCUCCCUGCACGUCUGCUUCGUCACGCCCUCUUUCCCAGUUCAGACCAACAACCAGUUCGUCCUGCAGCUGCGUCCCCAGCUGCAGGAGCCGCUCAUGGCUCUGCUGGAGCAGCUGGACUGGAGCAGGUUCGUCUACAUGUACAGCUCCGACUCAGGUCUGUCGGUGCUGCAGACGAUCCUGGACACGGCGGCGGAGCGGACCUGGCAGGUGACCUCCGUGAACCUGGACACGCUGACCGAGUCCGGCUUCAUCAAGAUGCUCACCGACCUGGAGCUGAAGAAGGACUUCAAGGUCAUCGUGAACUGUGAGCUGCUGAGGCUCAACUCCAUCCUCCAGCUGAUUUCUGCUCAGAAGAGGAACUUGAAGGAUUACCACUUCAUCCUGGCCAAUCUGGGCUUCAUGGACCUGAACGUCACAGAGUUCCAGAAGCUGGGGGCCAACGUGACGGGCUUCCAGCUGAUGAACUGGUCCGACCCGGCCGUGGAGAAGCUGAACCAGGACUGGCUGAACUUCGACACCAAGGACCUGAAAACACACACACACACAGACACACACUCGAUGGUGACCCCCCCCCCCCCCCCCUCGUCUCCUCAGUACACCGGAGCUCUGACCUACGAUGGAGUGAGCGCCAUGGCGACGGCGUUCCAGAACCUGCGCCGGCAGCGGAUCGACAUCUCUCGCCGCGGCAACGCAGGGGAGUGUCUGGCCAACCCCCCCGCCCCCUGGGGCCAGGGCAUCGACAUCCAGAGGGCCCUGCAGCAGGUGCGUCUCGAAGGUCUGACGGGUCACGUGCAGUUCGAUGAUCAGGGACAUCGAACCAACUACACCGUGACCGUGAUGGAGCUCGGCAGCAAAGGAGCCACGAAGAUUGGCUACUGGAACGAGAGGAGGGGCUACGUGAACACCGCCAUCUACAGGCCGGCGCCGGAGGAGGCCUACGGGCUGCAGAACAGAACCUACAUCGUCACCACCAUCCUGGAAGCUCCCUACAUGAUGCUGAAGAAGAACCACGAGCAGCUGGUAGGAAACGACAAGUUCGAAGGUUACUGUGCCGAGCUCGCCUCGGAGAUCGCCAAGCACGUGGGCUUCACCUACCGCCUGCAGCUGGUGGGCGACGGCAAGUACGGCGCCAGAGACGGGAUCACGAAGAUGUGGAACGGCAUGGUGGGAGAACUGGUGUACGGGAAGGCCGACGUGGCCGUGGCCCCGCUCACCAUCACUCUGGUGCGAGAGCAGGUGAUCGACUUCACCAAGCCCUUCAUGUCCCUGGGAAUCUCCAUCAUGAUCAAGAAGCCCACCAAGUCCAAACCAGGCGUGUUCUCCUUCCUGGACCCGCUGGCCUACGAGAUCUGGAUGUGCAUCGUCUUCGCCUACAUCGGAGUCAGCGUGGUGCUCUUCCUGGUGAGUCGGUUCAGUCCGUACGAGUGGAAGGGCGAGGACUCUGAUGAUGAAGAUGAGACCUCGCCUGAAUACACCAACGACUUCGGGAUCUUCAACUCCCUGUGGUUCUCUCUCGGGGCCUUCAUGCAGCAGGGCUGCGACAUCUCUCCCAGGUCUCUCUCCGGCCGGAUCGUUGGAGGCGUCUGGUGGUUCUUCACCCUCAUCAUCAUCUCCUCCUACACGGCCAACCUGGCAGCCUUCCUCACCGUGGAGAGGAUGGUCUCCCCCAUCGAGGGCUCAGAGGACCUGGCCAAGCAGACAGAGAUCUCCUAUGGGACCCUGGAUGGAGGCUCCACCAAAGAGUUCUUUAUGAGGUCCAAGAUCGCAGUGUUUGAGAAGAUGUGGUCGUACAUGCGGAGCACGGACCCGUCAGUGUUCGUCAGGAACACGGACGAAGGCGUGGUGCGGGUCCGGAAGUCGAAGGGGAAGUACGCCUACCUGCUGGAGUCCUCCAUGAACGAGUACAUCGAGCAGAGGAAGCCCUGCGACACCAUGAAGGUCGGAGGCAACCUGGACUCCAAAGGCUACGGAGUGGCCACGCCCAAAGGAUCGGCCCUCAGAAUCCCAGUAAACCUAGCAGUACUGAAGCUCAAUGAACAAGCCAUCUUAGACAAGUUGAAAAACAAGUGGUGGUAUGACAAGGGGGAGUGUGGACACAAGGACUCCGGCAGAAAGGACAAGACGAGCGCGCUCAGUCUGAGCAACGUGGCCGGAGUGUUUUAUAUUCUGAUUGGCGGCUUGGGGCUCGCCAUGCUCGUGGCCCUGGUCGAGUUCUGCUACAAGUCCCGGAUCGAGUCCAGGAGGAUGAAGGUGAGUUCCAUGGAGUCGGAGGACUCACACAAACCCUGGCCGCCGGCGACAGGGACACGUCACGAGUGGCGGGUUCAUCAGUCUGAGCCGAUGGAGCAGCGGUUACCUGCUGCCGAGGUGGAGCUGGUCCCUGCAGCCAACAGGAGGAAGAAUCAAUACACACGUCCUCCUCAGAUACAAGAGGAGCUCAUCGACGCCGCCAUGAUGAGCACCCGACUCGGAGGAGGAGGAGGAGGAGGAGGAGGAGGAGGAGGCGUGGCGGCUGUGGGCGGUUUUGGAGGAGGAGCUUCAGGACUCGGAGGCGAGAACGGCCGCGUGAUGGCGCACGACUUCCCAAAAGCUGGAGCUCAAGGUUUACCCUGCAUGAGCAAAGCUGCCGGCAUGGGACGGUCCAGCGGCAUGUGACCAAAACCCUGACUCCUGAUUGGACGGAAUGCUCCUGUCUGUCUGUCGGUGACGAGAGAGGGAAGGAGACGAGGGGAAGGAAAGAAGAGAAGAACAGAUGAGAGUGGGAGGUAAAAAUAAGAAGAGGAGAAGGAAUGAAAGGCGAGAGAAGAAGAAAGGACGAGACUGGAGAGUGAGGGAGAAGAAGAAAAAAGAUGGAGGUUGUAGGGAGGUAAAGAACAAACAUGAGAAGGAAGAGAGGGAAAGAUGAGGGAAGAAGAGGGGGAAAAAGAGAAAGAAUAAAACAGAGAAAUUUAAAAGCAGGAUAAGGAGGAACAGAAAUGAAAGAAGAUGAUGUAGGAAAAGAAAAAUGGUGAAGACAGUAAAGAAAUGAGAAGAGAGACAGAUGAACAAAGAAAGGAGAUCGGAGGUGAUGAGAGAAAAAGGUGGAGGGAGUAUGAAGAAGGAAAGAUGGAGGAGAAGAAGACGACAUGUGACGGACGACAGGAGGAGGAAUCGGACUCUGCUCCUGCAAGACGAGCGACUGGGCUUCACAACCAGAGGCUCCACUUUUUCUAUAAGCUCCUCCUCUUCUGCAAUAAGAGAAACUGAGGAGGGAAACUUCUUAAAGACUCAACUGACGACUUCCUCUUCCUCCUUUUCUUAUUCUACCCAUCACUCCUCCUCCUCCUCGUUCAGUCACAUUCACACAAAAGAGAUUUGAGCAUGUUUUCAUCCUUUAGACUUUGAAACACAGACGAACACGUGUGUGCUGAUGAACAUGAGGGUGAAGUGGAGAAGAUGUAUUUGUCACAUGUUUUAUUUUUUCCUGAAAUUCUUCUAAAACUUUAUUUUGUGGCGAAUAAACACGGAUGUGAUGUUGAAGUUAAAGCUCAGAGUCCGAAGUUCAAAUGUUUUGUUUCGAUCAACACUUUGUGUAACAGCUACUGAUGAACAGCGCCCCCUGCAGCCUCACACCAUGAACUCUGCUGGUCUCUGGGUCCCAGUGAUG